Messenger RNA from Solanum lycopersicum (tomato), 1872 nucleotides. RefSeq lists its product as uncharacterized. The record is from RefSeq and is a predicted model, not a curated record. Lineage: Eukaryota; Viridiplantae; Streptophyta; Magnoliopsida; Solanales; Solanaceae.
AAUUUGCCUUUAAUGCUACCAACCAAAAAAGUGUUCAAAGAAAAAAAAAGCAAUGACACUAAGUAUAUAUAUAGGCAGUUUCUUUUUACCCUAACUUUGCCUUCUCCGCCUUUUGUGUUCUUUCUAUCAUAACAAGAUUCUUAAUCCAGUUAAUCGGCCACAACAAAAUUUGAGGAUAUGAAUAACCAACACCAAAUUUGUGUGGACGAAGAUGCUAUGUUAAUGGAUGAUUUACAGGAUAAAGUUGGUGGUCAAGAUGCAACGUUGAUGGAAGUUCCCAUACCUUUACUUGAAUCACAAGAAACAAAAACUGAUGUUGUUGAGAAUAUGGAUAAGCAACAAAAAUAUGGUGAUGAUAAGGAUGCAAUAUUAAUUGAAGUUCCAACAUAUUUUAUGACACAUGAUGAAUCAAUAACCGAUGUUUUAGAGUACCAAGUUGAUGGUGAUGAAGAUACAACAUUAAUGGACGUUCCGAUAUCUUUUAUUGCACUAGAAAAAGCUAACACUGAUAUUUUUCAGGGUAUGAAUAACCAGCACCAAAUUUGUGUGGACGAUGAUGCAAUGUUAAUGGAUGAUUUAGAGCAUGACAAAGUUGGUGGUCAAGAUGCAACAUUGAUGGAAGUUCCCAUACCUUUACUUGAAUCUCAAGAAACAAAAACUAAUGUUGUUGAGAAUAUGGAUAAGCAACGAAAAGAUGGUGAUGAUAAGGAUGCAAUAUUAAUUGAAGUUCCAACAUAUUUUAUGACACAUGAUGAAUCAAUAGCCGAUGUUUUAGAGAGAAUGGAUAGGCACCAUGAAAAUGCUCGCAGAAAUGCAAUAAUGGCUAUCCCCAUAUCUUCUAUUGCACCACAUGGUGGUGUCUCAUUGAAAAUGGAUAAGCAUCACAAAGUUGAUCGUAUAGAUGCAAUAAUGGCAGUUCCUCUAUCUUCGAUUGCCCCACAAACUGGUGUGUCAUUGAAAAUGGAUAAGCAGAACCAAGUUAAUGGUGAUGAGGAUGCAACAUUAAUGGACGUUUCGAUAUCUUUUAUUGCACUGGAAAAAGCAAGAAUCGAAUUUUCGCAGAAUAUGGAUAAGCAGUACCAAGUUGAUGGUGAUGAGGAUGCAACAUUAAUUGACGUUCCGAUAUCUUUUAUUGCACUCAAAAAAGCUAACACAGAUAUUUUUCAGAAUGAGAUUGUACCAAAAAAUAUGCACUACAUGCAUACUCAUACAUUUGAACAAAGAAGGCAAAAUUGGAUCAUCAAUAAUAUUUCUCGUCCAAGUGGCUUAAUAAUAGAUUAUGUCUACCUUCAUUUGGAGACAAAAAAAAAGUUUCGAUCUUUGAUAGAAGUGUAUAAAUUUAUUGUAUAUGGGGAAGUUCCUGAAAUAGCAAAGAAAUCAAGAGAAAAUGAAGAAACAUUUCAGGCGACACCAAGGCGUAAACAACUUGUGCGCGGUAAAAAAUUGAUAAAAAAUUAUGUAGUUGGAACAUGUACUAAAUCUUAUGAUGGGGUAUACAUUAAGAAUCGAGGAGAAGCUAAGUACUUAUCUCAACGUGACAUCCCUUCAAACAUUGAAAAAAAGAGAAAAAGAGGAAAUGAAGAUUUAUAUGGGCAUCAACAAGUGAACUUAGGAGAUGAUGCAAUACUUGUCAACUCAGGAGAUGCUACAUUAAGUCCUCCAAUACAAUCUUUUCUUUACCUUUGGGAUUUUGAGCUCGUUCCUGAGGCACACAAUGAAAAUCUUUCUUAGAAAAAUUAUUAUUAUAUUAGUUAUUAAACUAAAUAUUUUUGAAAGUUAUUUUUCUUUGGUUAUUUAAGAAAACUGUUUAAUUCAGACAAUGUAACGUAAAUUAUAUUUAAAGUUCGAUUUUACCAUUUUUAAGACUAUGAA